GGUAACGUCAUUUAAACCCAAAGAAAACGUCUGCCGAAUUCCAACCACUGAGGCUUUCCAAGGAGUAAGUUUGCCUUCAUGGCAAAUCCAAACAUUUUUACGCUUUUGGUUUGUCUUGGAAUCGGAAAAGGAUUGUUUGUAUCUUCAAGUGAAAUUCCUAUAACAACAAGUUUACAAUAUUAUGAAGACGUGACACCAUUAUUUUCUGUAAACGAAACAAGAGCUGGAAGUUAUGUUGACCUCGGUUCCUACCCACAUUGGUGCCUGGGAAAUAUAACUGACUGUCAAAAUGGCUUAAGUGUUGCCCUAUGGACAAAGGCGUUGCCGGCCACCGCUAGCACAAAAAACAGAAUCCUCAUUACAAAUGGUGGCCAUGUUGAAAAUGGCGAGGGAUUUUAUAUAAUGCAGGAAUAUGGUUACCAGUAUAUAGUGGUAGUAAACUCGGGAACUAGUGUGUGGAAAGGCAGCUUCUUUUUAAAACCGGGAGUUUGGAUUCAGGUCGCGUUUUCAUGGUCCGAGACCCCAGGACUGAAGUUAUUCACAGACGGUUUUGAACAGUUAUCUGUGACGUCACCGGAAGUAAGAGAAUUAGGGAUGUCGGACUACCAGGAAUCCAGUGAUAUAUAUGUUGGUUUGGACGAAUAUGGAAAACCAUUCGAUUCGUCUGAAAGCUUUUACGUGCGAGAUGUAACUAUUCACAAUACAGCAGCAAAGAUUGACGAGCUCACCAAAACAUUGGACAAGCGAAAAGCGAAAUACGCUUUUUACAACAUUUAUAGCGCGGACGAUUACAACAGAACAUGCGAACUCCACGAAGGUGAUGGUAUAAUCAAGCCUUUUCCUUCAACAAUGAGCCCAUUCCAUAAAAACAUUGCUGUUAAAAUAUAUCGCAAUCCAGGUCAGUAUAAUGUAAGCGCAAUUUGUACAAAUAUUUAUGGUAACACAACUGACUCUAAAUUGUUUUUGGCUCGAGACUUUAAUGUUAAAUCCGUAUAUCAGGAUCAGUCUAAGGACUACAUCAUCAAAGUGGACGGAAUCGAUGCCUUUAAGACAGCUAUGACAGUAGAACUGAAUCAAACACAAGCCAACUUUGAGCUUAACGCCGAUGGUGUGAAGGUUUUAGCAUCUGGGUUAAUCCCAGGUUCGGAUAAUCUUCUUACAUUAGCUGCUGGGGAUGUCCGACUCAGCACAACCAUUUUACGAGCAGAGAAACACCUCCCUUACCCUGCUAUCACAUGUAACACGACAAGAGGCGAAUGGAACAUGAACGUGGAAUUCACCUUUGAGAUCCCAGCCGGAGAUCAUAUCAUAGCAACAAUAGAUUAUGGUUUAGGGGAAUCUGAGAAGGAAUUUUAUUAUGUACUUGACGCUCCGACAACCCGGUACAUCAACACAACAAAAUCAUUCACGGAGCUCGGAUUCUUUACAGUUACGUUAACGGUUAAUAACGACAUAUCCUCAAGGAGUUGGUUAAAAUCGUUGUCCGUCGAGAUACCCAUAACAUCUGUUAGUGUUACGGCCAGUAACGUGACGUCUUUAUCCCAACCAGUCGUAUUUAACGUGGACGUAAACAGCGGAGAGCGGGGACCGGUUGAUGUGGAUAUAGAGAUCGAUUUUGAUGACGGAACAGCGCCGGUAAUUUUAAAACACCACAAUACUGAUAAUACUGGCUUUAGUACAUUCCAGUAUUCAUACACUUAUUCGAACUGGGGGAUCUAUGAUGUGAAAGUUCGCGUUUUUAAUAACAUUACUUCCGUGUUUGGCAAUAUCAUCCUACAAGCUGGAGAAAAUAUAACAUUCCUAGAUGUCACGACUGAAGCGGAGAGAAUAUCUACCAAUAGCGAUGUUUCUUUUUCCAUUACCUGUCCAACUGGUUCUGACAUAACGUAUGAUAUGACUUUUGGCGAUGGUACCACGUUUACUCUCCAAGAAUCUUCUACAAACCCAACCAGUAACAGCCAUACGACUGCACAGCUAGAAUCGGAUAACACUGUUACAAUGACGCAUACUUAUUUCACACCAGGGUAUUAUACAGUAAACGUCACAGCAGAAAAUGUAUUUGGUACUGCCACGACCACAUUAUGUCCCACGGUUGUUGUUGAUAGCACGGAGACUACCGAUCCACCUGUUUGUUCCAUUACCAUGGUGACAUUUAGAGACAUGAAUUCCUCAUUAACGAGUCCGUUUAAUGUGAAGCGAUCAGAAGACACAUUGAUUACAGUGGACGAGGAAAUGAGCUGUAAAAUUAACGCAACAUCAAACUUCUCGUGGAAAGCCUCAAAGAUGGUUUUGGAUGGUGGAACCCAAAGCGAGGAAACAGUUCAUGAAAUCUGUUUGUUUCAAGAGAAGAACAAUACUUUAUUAAUUCCAGCUCUAGCUCUGUCAUACGGUCUUUAUAAGAUUACAGUGACUGUGGCACCUACCGACCAUGAUCUUAUCAGCUAUUCAAAAACUCUCUACCUCCAAGUUGUUAUGUCGAACCCUGUCGCGGUCAUGGAAGGUGGUGAGGUGCAGAGUUUUCUGGUUUACGCGACAGCCAUAUUUGAUAUUUCAAAUUCACGUGACCCUGAUCUGCAAACAGAUUGGCGUAGAAAAUUAUCGUAUCAUAUGUUUUGCAUGCCUGAAUAUAAGCUAGCUAGUGUCGAAGACAAAAGUUUAAAGGAAUUGCAGACUUUGGGUUCUAAGAUCGGUAAUAAGACCAUGUAUCGGACUGCCACUAAAAAUGACAUUAACUUCUAUCAGAUAGAAACGUGUUUUAACAAUACAGGAAGUCUUAUGGAAGACUUAGCUGUUUACAACGGAAAAGUUACCUUCGCGGCUAAUCACUUUCUUGGUAACUUUUUCUCGUUUGGAUUUAUGCUGUUUGUGUCGAGGGAGGGGUUGGUGAGUGGAACAAAGCAGAUUGUGGAGGUGAGAAAGAGCAAUGCUAGUUUGGAUGAUUUGAGUUCACUGUUAGAUAUAGCUUUAAAUGCUGACCCGGAUACAGCUAUUAGAUUGCUAGAUGGUGCUGCAUCUUCAAUUCUUAAUGCCUCGCCUACAUCCGUGGAUGACCAAGAAAAGUUGGCCAGUUCCACAGAAGCGGUGGUUGGAACUCUGGGAUCUGUAGCUAAAAGGGUAGAUAACUCCAAUCAAGCCACAAAAUGUGCUAAAACAUUUGGUACAAUGACAAGUAACAAAGCCCUCGUUAACGAAGAAUCCAGGAGCAAAGCUGCACAAGGGUUAGGAGAUCUAGCUAAUGGUACAGCUAAUAUGGGCGAUGCCACUGUCGACGAUGCUUCUAAUUUUGCGGGAGCUUGCCUUGGAGGAUUUGAUAAUAUUUUCCCAGCAGUACCCGUGGAAACUGUGAAACGAUCAAGACGAUCUGCUGGCCAAGCACCUCCAGCAUCUUUUGAUACAACCAUGUCACCGCUAGAUUUCACCACUAGUAGUUAUUUCAAUGACCAACCCGAGGAAACCGUUCAAGAACUGUCAAUGGCACCGUGCGAUGUAGCGGGUAGACUUUUGGACAAACUACCAGAAUUAAACACCUACGAUGAACUUCUUUACUUCAUCUGUGACGAUUGUGCAUUAUUCCGAAAAAUCAUGCGAAGUCAAACAGUGCAAUCAGAAUGUCCAUGUGUAGAUGUUGAUGAUAUUAAUGCUAUGCAGUGUAGUGGCGAUUUUACUCUGCAAGAUAAGAUAUUUGCUGUCAUGACCUAUCUUGAACACCCAGGAGAUCUCUAUCAGUAUUAUGUUAAGCCACUUCUCGAAGCAAAGGCUCAAAGAGAUGAAGAACGUCGUCUAACGGAUGGAAAAGUCUCCAAAGCUGGAUCAGAUGCCUUGAUGACUGUAGCAGGAACAGUUAAUGAUAAAGCACCUAAAGAAGAUACAUCCACACGAAGUUUCCAGUCUAAUCGACUUGGACUAAAGGUUCAGAAAAUUAACAGUAAUAAAAAUGGCACAGCAAAUGAGUCUGGAAGUCAGUCCAUGGAGAUGCCAACCGGUGCUUUUAAUUUACCUCUUGGUAUUUUAACUGGCGCAGCUGAUUGUGAAAAUGUUAAUACGAUGUUUUUAGGAGACAAUGACAAUCCAUACACAUUUUCAAAGGAGAAAGCUAAUGUUGGUAAAGGUGUUCUGUCUUUAGGCUAUUCAUGUAAUGGGGAGAAGGUUAUCGUGCAGGAUACGGAUGAACCAAUUGAGCUGUGGAUGAAUCGUGAUUCUGAUGCCUAUGUGGCAGGUACCUUCGUUUUAUUGACCAGAUGGGGUGAAGACAAGAUAUCCUUCAACUACCAUCCUGUUAACCUCACAGAUAGAAAUGCUUCACUGCAAGUUGUGUUAAAACCCGGAGCUAGCACCGAGUCUUUUUAUGUUUAUGUUAGUUAUGACAUUCGACCGAAUGAAACACAUUAUGAUUUCAUGGACACAGUUCCCAAAACAGAUAUAUCACACCUUGGAGAGAUAUUGGAUCCUUUAGCUGUAGAGGAACUUCUUUAUACUGUCACAAUACCACCAGAAUUGACAUCGGAGAAUGGUACAUACUGGAUUGGUGUCAAACUGAAGCGCGGUACCGUAUCUUUAACUGGUGAGUUAUCAAAUCAUACAUACAGUUUAUUAAACUUGAUAUCUGGAUGUCGAUACUGGGAUGAAGACAACGAAAGAUGGUCGUCUGAAGGAUGUAAUGUUGGUCCGCAAACAACAAAAUAUAAAACACAAUGUUUCUGUAACCACUUGACAUCAUUCGGAUCUGAUUUUGUUGUACCAGUGAAUACCAUUGAUUUUACCAAUGUAUGGGCCAAGUUCAACAACCUUAGUGAAAACGCUGCUGUAUUUUCAACUGUUAUUACAAUACUUUGUCUAUAUCUGAUCUCGCUGAUAUGGGCAAGACAUAUGGACAAGAAGGAUCUUCUGAAGUGGGGAGCCAUGCCCUUAGCUGAUAAUCUACCAACAGAUAACUACCACUACCAAAUAGCCGUACAGACAGGCAUGAGGAAGAACGCGGGUACAGAAUCUAAAGUCAGUUUCAUUUUGUCUGGUGAUGAUGCUGAUACUGGGGUUAGACGAUUGUGGGAUGAGAAGAGAAAGCGCUUACCACGAGGAACAAUUUUCAACUAUGUACUUAGUGUUGAGGGUCCACUUGGUGCUCCAACAUUCCUGAGAAUAUGGCAUGAUAAUACUGGUAUUGGUAAAUCAAGAUCAUGGUACUUAGAUCAGGUUCAACUAACAGAUUUACAAACAGGAGAAAAAUUUUUCUUCCUGUGUGAUCGCUGGUUGGCUGUAGAAGAAGACGAUGGCAUGGUAGACAGGAUUAUACCAGUUGCAGGAAUCAAUGAUCUGAUCGCCUUCAAACAACUCUUCUCGUCUUCAGCACGUAAGAAGCUGGCUAAUGAGCAUCUAUGGGUUUCCGUAUUUUCUCGUCCAACUCGAAGUAAUUUUACUCGAGUCCAGCGUAUAUCUUGCUGUAUGGCUUUAUUAUUUCUAACUAUGAUCACCAACUGCAUGUUCUUUAAGGCUGAAGAUAAUGUUCAACACGUCACAGCGUUGACAUUAGGACCGUUCCAGUUUACCUUACAACAAGUCUAUAUCAGUGUGGUCAGCACCUUAAUAGUUUUCCCGGUCAGUUUUAUCUUGGUUACCUUUUUCCGGAGAUGUCGACCAAAAAAGAACACCAUUAUGCAAAAUCACCAGCAAGUUAAACGCAACAAAUUUAAGUGGAAGAACAUCAACAAUCAAUCUGCUGUUUGGGGAGCACAAGCCAAAAGAUCAAGACUGGCCAAACUUAAAGAUAGUCUCAACAAUAUUCUCAGCUUCCAUCAGAAAUCGAAAUACGAGACAGACACAGCAACGUUGAGAUCAGCGACACCUACCGAGAGAAAAAAGAAACGGAAGAAGGAACCCUUUACCUUACCACAUUGGUGUUUGUACAUCGGAUGGGUUUUGUGCUUUUUUAGCGUUGCGGGUUCUGCUUUUUUCACCAUCCUAUACAGUAUGGAAUGGGGAAAUGAAAAGUCCACCGAUUGGUUAAUAACUUUCUUGAUGUCAUUCUUCCAGUCAGUCAUCAUCAUCCAACCAAUCAAGGUAUUAUUGAUAGUUGCGUUCUUGGCGUGCAUCUUGAAGAAACCCGAUUUAGAUGAAGAAGAUGUAGGCGAAGAUUUUGAUACAAUAAUUCAUCCUGAUGAAGAAACUGUAAAGAAGAAAGAUGUCGACGUUCAUGCUUUGUUGAUGCAGAGGAAGUUAGCUAACAGUGAUUACAGACCACCUGAUCUGUCAGAACUAGAAGAAACCAGACAACUGCGGCUUAAUGAAAUAAAGAUGGAAGCUGUCGUUAAAGAUAUAGUUGUAUAUGCUUUCUUUGUUCUCAUCAUUUUCUUUUUAUCAUAUCAACAAAGAGAUUCGGAAGGAUUCUACUUAGCUGAUAAUCUUAAAAACAGAUUUGCGACAGGCUUCGACAAGAUAUCGACUGUUCAGAAUUAUUGGUCUUGGUUAGAGUCACAGUUUAUGCCUAAUUACUAUGCAACCCAGUACUUUAAUAAUACUAAUAUUAUUAACUGGCAGGAUAGAAAUUGUAUAUCAGAUUUAGAAACCAGACGAGUGGGUGUGACCAGAUUAAGACAGUUGCGGAUCAAAGAAGAUUCUUGUGAAAUCCGGGGCAUUUUUAAGGGUUAUAUCAACCACUGUCGUAGUCCGUAUGGUUGGGUUGACGAUGAUACAAAAGAUUACUUUACCAAAUGGAUGAAGCCCGUUGGUAUAAAUGUUAGUUUACUGGAGGACGAAAAGAAUCCAUGGGUGUAUCAGAAUUCGUUACAACUAAAAAAUGCUCCAUAUGUGGCUACCAUUGCCAGUUACAAAGGUGGUGGUUACGUAGCUCUUACCAAACGCCAACUAUGUCGUACACGUAAGGUUAUUGAAGAUAUAAAACACAACGACUGGUUAGAUACAAAAACGAGAGCGGUAUUUUUGGAAUUCACAUUAUACAAUCCGAAUUCCAACCUCUUCGCGUCUGUGGUGAUGGUCGCUGAAUUUAUGGCAGUUGGUGGCGUCACUACAAGAACAGAAUUCAAGGUGUUCCGUUUGUUAAGUUAUAUCGGAGCGUGGGGAGUGGUUAUAGUUCUAUUUGAAGUCAUCUAUGCUUGUUUUACAUUCUACUUCUUUAUUCAAUGUAUCAAAAAACUAAAGAAAGAGAAAAUGAAAUAUUUUAAAAGAUUCUGGAAUCUGCUUGAGUUUAUCCUGUUGGUUUUCGCUGUAACAGUUAUUGCCAUGUACGCCUUUAAACAUAUUUUAACCAAUCUAGCUAUCAAUGCUCUACAUGACCGUGAAUCUGAUGGUUUUGUUAAUUUCCAGUCCGUCGCUCUAUAUGAUGAAACGUAUGGUUAUAUGAUGAGUGUUGUCGUGUUUCUAGCCACUAUACAAUUCCUGAAACUUCUACAAUUUAACCAGAGAAUGAGUAUGUUGGGAGACACAAUCAAACUCGCCACAAAAGAUCUUAAAGUUUUCUCCAUCGCUUUUCUUAUAUAUUUCUUUACUUUUACGUUCACUGCGUAUUUGCUGUUUGGUCAAGCCAUGGUUUCGUAUAAUUCUUUAAUUGGCGCCGCGGAGUCCAUGUUUGCUUUUGCCUUGGGUAGUUUUGAUUUCGAAGGAAUGGCGGAUGCGCAAAGAAUCAUCGGUCCUAUCUUUUUCUUCAUGUUUAUUGGUGUAAUAUAUAUUGGGAUGAUGAGCAUCUUCCUCACCAUCAUUGGCGAUGCGUUCACCAGAGUUAAAGAGGAUGUUACACUCCGAUCGAAUGAGUACGAAAUUGUUGAUUUCGUGUGGAAGCGCUUCAAGGCCCUGCUGGGAUUGACUUAGUUGCUAUGUAUUUAAAUUGUGAUUGCUCUUUAAGAACAGAGUCGAACAGUGUGAUAAUUUGCGAGCAAUCAAUUUGGAAAUCAAGUGGGAAAAAAGAAGAGACCAAUUUCGUUAUAUCAAGAACUAAUUUACUUGUAUAUGCAGAACUUUGUAUAGAAUAAUUGUAAACAAGGCACAAUUUUAUGCAAUAAACGUGUAAUUACUGUUUUUCACUGAGGAUUCUUUUGUCUUUAUUAAGGAGUAACAAACAGUAAUUGUAUUCCAUAGAAUUGUGUCCUGUGUAUUUGCAGUUAGUCACUAAAUGCCACUGAAAUAAGCAAUAAUUUUGUUUGAGUUAAAUUACAUUAUUGAACGUGUAUGUGUAUAGGUCUUUGUAACCAAUAUUAUCCUCUUUAUAUUGUAAGAACAUUCACAAUAACAUAAUAUGUAUAGUUUAAGUUUUUAUCAUUUAAAUAAGAAUAAACAUAGAACAUAGCAAAGUCCCUGGAGAAUAAAUGUUUAUAUUGCAGGCUAUAUAUUUAAAUCUAUAGUAAUAACCCCAGCACUUUUCUAAUUGUUAAUGACAAACGUGUUUUACCACGUAAAGCCAAAUUCACUUAAAUAUAUUGAAUUGUUGUACAUUACUGAAUGUGUGUGUGGUGAGACAGCUCUAGGAAGAAACGCACUGAAAAGACCGGACUAUAUUGGUAAGACUUUGAUACUUUGUUCAUUACAUAUAUGGAAGUACAUUUACUAUCUGAACUUUAAGGGUCCGCUUCGAAUUUCAAAAAUCCGUCGAAUGUCUUUGAUUUGUGUAAAAUUCCAGAAAUGACGUCCAAUUCGUCAAGAGUAUUUCUAUAGCUCGAGAAAUACAGAACUAUAAACAUAAAAAAAUCCCUCGUCCAAUUCGGUAAUAGUAUUUCUAGGAGCUGGAGAAACACAGGGCUAAGGACUAUAACUAUUCAAAUGAUCGCUGUUGGCCUUUAAAAAUAUGUGUAUGCCACGGAUCUAGUAGUUAAAACAAGCUUAUGCAAGCAAGAUUUUGUUUGUCUUUGCCCUUUCUACGCCGUCCAAUAUUUUUUGUAGAUUUUUAACUUAAUUACCCGAGUGUCUCAUUUACAUGUAAUAAUAUGGAUAUUUUUUUCCCGUUUUUAAUAUAUUGUUGUCAAGUUUGUUAAUUUGUUUUCAAUAUUCAAAUAUUUUGCGAAACUCAAAAUAUUUAGAUUGUACUGUGAUAAUGUCAAACAUAUUUAAAACCGAGAAAUUUAGCCGGACCUGUAUUUUAUCUGACUGUUGAAUUUAUGUUAUAAUAACUUAUAUUAUCUAAUGAGUGGUUAAGUAAUAAAUAUUCUGCCAAUAAA
Patella vulgata (common limpet) is the source of this 9158-nucleotide messenger RNA. RefSeq lists its product as uncharacterized. Gene Ontology annotation, biological process: detection of mechanical stimulus. The coding region runs from base 79 to 7818 and encodes 2579 amino acids. Lineage: Eukaryota; Metazoa; Mollusca; Gastropoda; Patellidae. Gene Ontology annotation, molecular function: calcium channel activity; protein binding; calcium ion binding. The record is from RefSeq and is a predicted model, not a curated record. The transcript has 23 exons. Gene Ontology annotation, cellular component: membrane.